This is a messenger RNA of Cuculus canorus (common cuckoo), 2869 nucleotides long. RefSeq names its product ATPase H+ transporting V1 subunit B1 (gene ATP6V1B1). Gene Ontology annotation, biological process: proton transmembrane transport; ATP metabolic process. Gene Ontology annotation, molecular function: proton-transporting ATPase activity, rotational mechanism; ATP binding. Gene Ontology annotation, cellular component: proton-transporting V-type ATPase, V1 domain. The coding region runs from base 1121 to 2524 and encodes 467 amino acids. The record is from RefSeq and is a predicted model, not a curated record. The transcript has 11 exons. Lineage: Eukaryota; Metazoa; Chordata; Aves; Cuculiformes; Cuculidae.
CCCAUCACUUCUGCUUCUCCCGUGUCCCCUGGAGCAUUUUCAGCCCAAGUGGAAACCAUGGAGCAUCUCCAUGGUGGGAAAGACCAUGCUGGGUCCCAUGAGAAUCCCUGUUCCUUGAAGGUGUCAUAGAAUCAUGGAAUAUUUUGGGUGGGAAGGGACCUCAAAGCCCAUCCAGUCCCACCCUCUGCCAUGGGCAGGGACACCUCCCACUGGAUCAGGUUGCUCCAAGGCCCAUCCAACCUGGCCUGGAACCCCUCCAGGGAUGGGAUCUCGGGGUUCUGGUUGACAUCAAGUUAGAAUCAUGAAACUACAGAUUGGUUUGAUGGGAAGGGACUUCAAAGCCCAUCGAGUUCCAGCCCAGGGACACCUCCCACUGGAUCAGGGGCUCCAAGAACCAUCCAACCUGGUCUUGAACCCUUCCAGGGAUGGAGCAGCCACCACUGCUCUGAGCAACCUCUUCCAGGGCCUCCCCACCUUCACAGCAAAACGCUGAGAUGAGAUCUUAGGGAGAAAUUUCCUCUCUUUCAUCUCAAAACCAUUCCCCUCAUCCCAUCUCUGCACCCCCUGAUCCACAGCCCCUCCCCAGCUUUCCUGGACCCCCUUUCCCUACUGGAAGCUGCUCUAAGGUCUCCCUGGAGCCUUCUCUUCUCCAGGCUGGACAACCCCAGGAAGGGACAUGGAUGCCCAGAACCCAUCCCGUGCUAUUCCUGCUGCUCCCACACACCUCCCUGCUCCAGGAUGGGGAGAUCUUCUCCUUCCUCCCCCACCUGGUGGCCCCGUCCCUCCCCGGUGCUCAAGGUUGGUGACCUUUCAUGCUCCCGCGCUCCCGCACCGCAGCCGUGCCGUCAGCUUGAUCGGCUCUGACAGCGGCGAUGCCACCUCAGCUCCAUGGGGGGACCACGAGCCGGUCCCGUAGGGGGUGACAGGGCCACCACGAUGGUGUCACCGCUAUCCAUCCUGCGGCUCAGAGUCGCUCGAUGAGCGUCAACGGCGGUGCAGAAGCUUCCCGGGAGCCUUUGGACUCGCUCCAUCUUGGUGUCACCUACAAGGGUGAUGGGGACCUUCAAGGGGUAGAGGGGUGGCUCCAUGGCAUGGUGGGGGUCUCCGGAGAGCUGGUGGCAUGUGCUGGCACCGUGGUGUCACUCAGCUGCCGUGCCGCGGGGACACCUUGUCCGCUGCCGUGGGGGGCUGUGGGGUGCCUACAGACACCCCGGGGGCAAAGCCGUCUGCUCCUCACCUGCAGAUCGGACACUCCUGUGGAACACUCCAGGCACCUGAGAUGUUCUGGGGCACCCAUGGGUGUUCUCCUUUUCCUGGGUUUCCUGGUCUGUGCUCGAUUCCGGAAGGUCGGGUCUUCAACGGCUCCGCCAAACCCAUCGACAGUGGUCCCCCCGUCAUGGCCGAGGACUUCCUGGACAUCAAUGGCCAACCCAUCAACCCCCACAGCCGCAUCUACCCCGAGGAGAUGAUCCAGACUGGCAUCUCCCCCAUCGACGUGAUGAACAGCAUCGCCCGGGGCCAGAAGAUCCCCAUCUUCUCCGCUGCUGGGCUCCCCCACAACGAGAUCGCCGCGCAGAUCUGCCGGCAGGCCGGCCUGGUGAAGAAGUCCAAGGAUGUGGUGGACUACCAUGAGGACAACUUCGCCAUCGUCUUCGCUGCCAUGGGGGUGAACAUGGAGACUGCUCGCUUCUUCAAGUCGGACUUUGAGGAGAACGGCUCCAUGGAGAACGUCUGCCUCUUCCUCAACCUGGCCAACGACCCCACGAUCGAGCGCAUCAUCACGCCCCGCCUGGCGCUGACCGCGGCCGAGUUCCUCGCCUAUCAGUGCCAGAAGCACGUGCUCGUCAUCCUCACCGACAUGAGCUCCUACGCCGAGGCCCUGCGCGAGGUGUCGGCGGCCAGGGAGGAGGUGCCCGGCCGCCGUGGCUUCCCCGGCUACAUGUACACCGACCUGGCCACCAUCUACGAGCGAGCUGGGCGCGUGGAGGGCAGGAACGGCUCCAUCACCCAGAUCCCCAUCCUCACCAUGCCCAACGACGACAUCACCCACCCCAUCCCUGACCUGACGGGGUUCAUCACCGAAGGGCAGAUCUACGUUGACCGGCAGCUCCACAACAGGCAGAUUUACCCUCCCAUCAACGUGCUGCCCUCCCUCUCCCGCCUGAUGAAGUCGGCCAUCGGCGAAGGAAUGACCAGGAAGGACCACGGGGAUGUCUCCAACCAGCUGUACGCCUGCUACGCCAUCGGCAAGGACGUGCAGGCCAUGAAGGCGGUGGUGGGCGAAGAGGCGCUCUCCACCGAUGACCUCCUCUACCUGGAGUUCCUGCAGAGGUUCGAGAAGCAGUUCAUCUCCCAGGGUCCCUACGAGAACCGGAGCAUCUUCGAGUCCCUGGACAUCGGUUGGCAGCUGCUGCGCAUCUUCCCCAAGCAGCUGCUGAAACGCAUCCCUGAGGCCAUCCUGGCCGAGUUCUACCCGCGUGAGGCCAAGGGGUCGGGCCAGGGGCCUUCCAGCACCGCCCUCUGACCUCCUCCUCUUGCUCCAGGAUGAGAAGGUCCCCGUGGAGAAGCGCCCUUGUCUCCUCCAAACUCCUACGGACCACCCAAAGGUCUCUGUGGUGGGGCUGGUUGGGAUUAACCACCAUGAGGCUGUGGCAAUGGCAUCCCGAAGCGGUGAGGAACCUCUUCUCCUUGCUCAAUAAAACCAGCGUGGCCACCAAAACCCCUUCACGCUGUUGUGUUUCCCACCGCCGCUGCUUCCUUCCCACCCCCGGAGGUGGUAGUGUUGGGUUGGCGGUUGGACUGAAUGAUCUGAAAGGUCUUUUCCAACCUCAAUGAUUCCAUGAUUCUCUGACCUGAGCAUCUCCCUGGG